This is a messenger RNA of Suillus subaureus, 679 nucleotides long. RefSeq lists its product as uncharacterized. The record is from RefSeq and is a predicted model, not a curated record. NCBI's taxonomy places the organism in Eukaryota, Fungi, Basidiomycota, Agaricomycetes, Boletales, Suillaceae. The coding region runs from base 231 to 455 and encodes 74 amino acids. The transcript has a single exon.
CUAAAUUUAGAGUGCGCUAUCGUACCAUCGUACAUUUGAUCAUUGAAGCUGUGGUCGUUUUUUAAAAGCCGGAAUUUUUCGGGGCUACUUACCGAGGAAAUCGUGACGAGAAGGCAACGUGUGCGCACAGUGCGCAUGUUCGAUUCCAUGAUAAUCGACGAAGGUGUUACGAAAGUACGGGGCUUGCUUGCUUUACAUGAUGCGCGUCUAGCCACCUCUUCGGUCGGAUCAUGCGUAAUAAGGUACUUACCCUCUUCGUAGCCCCUAGAUCUACAUUCUGCUUGGUUGCGACGGUUAAGCCACGGACUUACCUGGCGGCGAGCUGCACUUUGUUUCAUGAACCCUGCUUCAAUAGCCAACAUUGGACGGAAGAGCGUUCCAGGAACGGAUGUGAGAGGCGUGAGUCAAAAUGUCCAUCUUUGCUCCAAAUAACAUCGCCUAGAUCAAUAUCAUGAGGUCAUCCUGACAUAUUAUCCUCGACCUUAAUUUUUCCCGUCGUGGACCCAUGUCUGUGUCAUACAGGAAGGUGACCGGUUCUAGAGUGGCUCCAUGGUGGCACUGACACUGCCCCAGUAGGACGAUGGGCCACCUUGGUUGGUGGGUGGCAACCCUCAACAAGCCAACGCCACCUCCCUUGGCAUAUAAAAGGGCCUUGAAACUUCAAGUGAAAUCAGCAAAC